AUGUCUAAACCAAUGGAUCACGUCAAACGCCCGAUGAACGCCUUCAUGGUUUGGUCCAGAGCCCAGCGCAGGAAAAUGGCUCAGGAGAACCCGAAAAUGCACAAUUCCGAGAUCAGCAAGAGAUUAGGAGCGGAGUGGAAACUUCUCACCGAGUCCGAGAAAAGGCCAUUCAUCGACGAAGCCAAACGACUGCGAGCGAUGCACAUGAAGGAGCACCCAGACUAUAAAUACAGACCGAGGCGGAAGCCCAAGACUCUGAUGAAAAAAGAUAAGUUUUCCUUCCCCGUGCCCUAUAAUCUCGGGGAGCACGACGCGCUCAAAGUUAAUGGUCUUUCCGCUGGAGCACUUUCCGAGUCCAUCAUGGGACACCACGACAAGGCAGCAGCGGCCGCGGCCGCCGCAGCAGCGAGGGUCUUCUUCAACCCGGCCAUGUCGAACCCCUACUCCUUUUUCGACCUGGGAUCCAAGAUGACAGAGCUUUCCCAGCCUUCGUUUCCGUACGGCUCUCCGCUGGGCUACCCGCCGGGCGCCUCCGCGGCUUUCACCGGGACUGGCGGUGUAGGCGGCGGGGCGCACACGCACUCGCACCCGUCCCCGGGAAACCCAGGCUACAUGAUCCCCUGUAACUGUACGGGCUGGCCCUCCGCAGGACUGCAGCCGCCCUUAGCAUACAUCCUGCUCCCCGGGAUGGGGAAACCUCAACUUGAACCAUACCCUGCAUACGCUGCAGCGUUAUGA
This is a messenger RNA of Anoplopoma fimbria (sablefish), 738 nucleotides long. It is a transcript of the gene sox21b, whose product is annotated as SRY-box transcription factor 21b. Gene Ontology annotation, molecular function: DNA-binding transcription factor activity, RNA polymerase II-specific; RNA polymerase II cis-regulatory region sequence-specific DNA binding. Gene Ontology annotation, biological process: anatomical structure morphogenesis; regulation of DNA-templated transcription; cell differentiation. The record is from RefSeq and is a predicted model, not a curated record. NCBI's taxonomy places the organism in Eukaryota, Metazoa, Chordata, Actinopteri, Perciformes, Anoplopomatidae. The coding region runs from base 1 to 738 and encodes 245 amino acids. The transcript has a single exon.